This is a messenger RNA of Oryza brachyantha (malo sina), 1809 nucleotides long. RefSeq lists its product as uncharacterized. Lineage: Eukaryota; Viridiplantae; Streptophyta; Magnoliopsida; Poales; Poaceae. The record is from RefSeq and is a predicted model, not a curated record. The coding region runs from base 747 to 1700 and encodes 317 amino acids. The transcript has 3 exons.
AUUCGUCUGUAUUAUGGCGAUGUUCCUAUACAACUAUGUGAUAGCAGGGUGGAUGGAUUUAACUGUGUAUGGCUACCAUGAUACUAGUCUGAAUGCACCGGAGCAUAUGAGUUUGAAUGACCUGUUAGGGUGGUUGUACAAUAUGUUCGCGGUAGAUCCAGUGCUCGAUAAAUUUGUGAUAAACGCCGUGUGGCCAGUGAGGGGUCAACAUGGAUGGCAGUGGAGAGUAGCGCAGGUUGCGUCAACCGAGAGUUGGAGAAGUUUGUUAGUAAAGUAAGGGAGAAAAGGUAUAGCCUGACAAUACUGGUGCACAAACACCACGUGUUGAUCAAUCGGAGGAGCCAAGUCAAGAAACUACGUUAGAAGGUGUAGAAGCGGAAAAUGUUUGGCCGACUGAUCAAGGUGGAGAGGAAGAAGCAGUAGAGGGUAGUACACAAGCAGAUAUCAUUGUUCGGAACUAUCCCGGCCUUUAACCACCUUUCAUUUCAUCACCUGCCUCUUACUUGACUAAUCAUUCAUGUCUUCUUUUGAAGGCUUCUUUGGCUGCCUCGACUAUUAGUCGCAGCGGUAAGCCAAUUGAAUACUCCACAUUGGCCAUUCCAGCCCUCGGCCAUGGCGCUCCUUUCCCCUCGGAGUAUAUCAAGAACUUUGCUGAAGCACCAAGUCCUCCGAGGAGGUUGAAAAGAAAGAAGCGUACCAGCAAAGCUACCAAGAAGAAGGCCAAAAUAAUCGUGGAGGCCGUACCUAUGGAUACCUCGUCAGCUGAUAUCGACGUGGCCAUCAACGCUGCAGCCGACGAGCAGUCAGAUGACAACGCGGAUCCUCAGCCUCCUCCUGCCAGCACAACAAGAAGUUCUCCAAAGACGAGCAUCAAGUACAAGCCCUCCACAGCGUCUGCAAUUCCCAACGUGUCAACCCCACUAGCCGAUCCUACUCUGCAGCCAACAGCAACCACCGAAGAGAUGACUGCACCGACGACCACACCUGUCCAGCUAGCCGACGCUGCUCCCAUUACGCAGGAUCUAAAUGACUUCUUCUGUUUCGACGUCGGCCAGUACCUGGACCCAUUCGAAGUCGAUGCCGAUACUCCUGCUACCCUGUCGGCUGACAUCAAAGAACAGAUCACCAACAUCUUAGCGAGGCUAGAUUACCCCAUCAAUACGCUUAUCAAUGACGUCGGCUCGAUCAGAUCCAGAAUUGAAGAAAUACAAGAUCAGCUGCCCGACGACUUGAUAGAUGCGAUAGCUCCGGUGGGUUAUAUUGAAUCUCAUCGACUUCCCGUGCUUCGAGCUUGCCAGCAGAUUGCCGAUCAUGCCUCUCAAGCUUCAGCCCAAGUGAAGAUACAGGCCGAUCGGGAAAAGGUUGUUGCUGAGAAGGCCAAACUCGACGAACUCCAAUCGGCUGCGCCGGGAAUAUCGGCCAUCAUUAAUGAACUGAAGGCAAAGAAGGCUGACUUGGAAGCGCAGCUAGCCAAGGUCAUAGAGAGCCUUGCUGUUGAAGAACAAAGGCUAGCCAACCUACCAUCAGCUAUUGCUACCCAAGAGCAAACCUUGAAGUCGGUCAUCCAGACUGUCAUUCACAGCUGUCAAUCCCUGAAGGCAAUCUCUGGCACUGAUGCUGACGAUCUGAAGAUCAUCCAGGAUGCCGACAAUGUCCGCCUGCAUGCGACGGCAGCCCUUAAGAAGUACUUGGGCUUGUAAUUAUUUGACUUCAAUUUCUUGUUGGUUGUCUAAUAACUUUGGUACUCUCAUUAACUUGUAGUAUGGCUUGACGCUUUUUGCCUUACCGAUGAUAUAACCCUUGCCUUUU